GGAUUCGGAUUCCGGAAUCUUUUGUCCAAAAUGAACGCGUGAAACCCGCUUUCUAAAUAUCAUGGUGCUUGGUGGGUGACGCUCUGGAUUGUGAUCUGCCCUGUCGAUCCACGCCCACUGGUCCUUUGGGUUGCGUGUCAUGGCCAGCCAGCCCAAUUGCCCGUCCUCCCAGCCCGAGGAAGACAAGACCGGUCAGCUACUCUAUGUUCUGGAUGACAAGACCUUGGUCUUGUCCGACGCCAGCGGACACGGGAAUAUCAUCUCCGGAUUUGCACCCGACAUCCUCCAGCAAGCCUUAGCCGAGGUUACGGCCAAUCCAGUCUCGACCUCGACCUCCAGCUCGACGACUCGAGGUUCAGCCUCGGAAUCAGAGGCAAGUAGGGCGGAUUUAGACGGCCGAGCUUUGGAGGCGCACAUAGAUGGAUUGGGCGGGUCCUUGCACUUGCAUCUGCCCGACAAGGAGGCCGAGGAUCAGGGCUUGGGCAAGGUCACUUUGACCCAACAGAACGCACUCUUGCUCGAGGAGCUGGCUAAUGUGGCGGCCGUGGAUACCAAUACAGCUGCCGCAUCGGCCGUGGCCCAAUGCGGGGUGACGGUGCCCAAUGUCAGGCCCGAGGACGUGGUCACGGUGCUCCGGGCCCAUGACGGCACCCUGGAGAUCUCACCCGCCAAUGCCAAGGCCCUGGGAUUGUCCGUCAGCCCGGGACGAAACUCGGUCAGCGUUCAGGCCGUAGGUGGUCAUGGUCCGUUCACGGCCAACACUACGGCACCUUCAAGCUGCUCGAGGGUGUCCUCGGCCAAGCCCGUGGGCACGAAUAUGAUCCUCAUCCCCACCACAGCUACGGAUGGGACGGUCAAUUUUGUCUUGAAGCCGAGUCCGGCUCCCAGAAGCAGCCCGGUGACCGUCACCACUACCAGUCAUUUGAGUCUCGCCAGCCCUCACCAUCGGCCCUCGAUCAUCGGGCGACGAGCACCCGGGAUGAGUCAUCAUGCCUCGAUCCAACUCAAAACGAGUAGUCCGCCGUAUUCACCGCGAUUGCGACCCGUCAUGACGCCCUCGGUGAUGACGUCGGUGGGAGUAUCAGCCCGGAGAUCGCAGCCAAUGAUCUUGCCCAAACCUCAGCCCCAGAUGAUCCGCCUCGGGUCCAAUGCUUUUGUCCUACCGCGAAACUCAAACUUGGUGAGCAGAAAAAAUGGUCUGGGAACGCACCUGGUUUCGGAAGGGAUCAAAUUUCUUCCACCCGGCUCCUCUUUUAACACCACUGCUAUCAGUGCUUGCUCGGGAAUGGAAUUCACUUCCAGUGUACCUUCGCCACAAAAUCAAAGUGUGAAGAUCACAUCCAGUCAAGAAACAAAACGGAGUGAAACGAAAGUGGUGUUUGAUCCCAAGACCAACACCAAUGUCAUCUACAAAGUGGUUUACCCUGAAGACGUGGGAUUGGUCGAUUUGCCCAGGAAUCCGCCUGUCCGACUGAAAGACACCGUGGCCGGAAUCGAUAGUAGUGAUGACGGUGACAGUAGUGAUGACCUUUUGACCCCUAAUCUGCGCGAAAACAACGAGAACCACGUGCCGUCAAAGGCCCAAGUCAUACGCAAGAAGCUCAACAACUCGAGAAAACGAGGUCGACCCCGUCGCGGAGAGAUGAAACUCGAGAAACCGGAAGCUCAUGCGAAGAAAUUGCGAAAAGAGUUCGGCCUUUCGGUCCAGCAGAUCCAGACCCUCGGCAAUGAAAUCGUGUCAGAUCGAAACAUGCACUACGAAAUGCCCACCAUUGAGGGCGACACCCCCUUGGGCCAGGCCACCCAAGAAGACGAUGAAGCCAAAGUGGCGAGCUCGAUUUCUAUGACGAGGUCAGGCCGUGUAUCCAAGCCGCCCGUGGCCAAAGACGAGAUCCAACCGUUGAAAAAGCCAAGUGUCAAGAUUUCAAACCCAGAAGGAGAACAACAGCCUCGUCCCAAAAGACGCUUUUUCGUCCCGGAUCGAUACAGGUGUAGAGUUUGCGACAAAAUCUAUUUAGGCGACAAAAAGAUGGCAAAGCACAUAAAACUAUACCCAGAUCAUGGUCCAAAAGACACCGUUUACGCUCCGAGGCACUCAGUCACACCGUCAGAACCGCCCACCAUGGGAGGUGUAUCAUCCCAUUCUCUGUUGGUGUCUAGCCAUCAUGUGGUUGGAAAAUAUCCCGGCAAAAAGAUGCCCGAAUUCUCCAUGCCCAUUAUUCCCAUGGCCAGAACCCAAUUGGAGGAAUUGGUGAAAAAUCUCGAUGCCGAGUUAGUCCUGGACGUGGUGAGCAAGAAAAUGUUUGACAACUACUCCAUGUGGCAAUUGGAAGCCAAGAAGAUUUCGAAUCUCCCGGAAACGAGUAUGGACAAGUUGUGCAAGAUGUUUGAAGACAUGGAAAAAAUGCUUAGCGAACAUCAUGUGGUUGGAAAAUAUCCCGGCAAAAAGAUGCCCGAAUUCUCCAUGCCCAUUAUUCCCAUGGCCAGAACCCAAUUGGAGGAAUUGGUGAAAAAUCUCGAUGCCGAGUUAGUCCUGGACGUGGUGAGCAAGAAAAUGUUUGACAACUACUCCAUGUGGCAACUGGAAGCCAAGAAGAUUUCGAAUCUCCCGGAAACGAGUAUGGACAAGUUGUGCAAGAUGUUUGAAGACAUGGAAAAAAUGCUUAGCGAAGUCAAGAAGAUUGUUGAUCGGUGUCUGAUCGACACCAAACUCUGCGAUAGAGAUAUGCCUUUUGUCAACUUUGGUGAAUGUAUGCAAACCGCCUUGAACGUUCACGAGGGUCCGUGGUACUUGGAACAGCCCAAACAUAUCCCUGACGAAUUCCAUCGACUUUUAGGCAUUCAGCACCCGAUGAUGGUCUCGCCACGGUCGGAUUCCACGAAUCCAACCUUGGGCAACGCCGAUGACGAUAAUUCGAAUUCCCUCAUGUCUUUCUCCUCCGACAAGGAUCACAGUCUAGGAGCUCAAGUGGUCCUAGAGCAGAACUUAGGAGCUCGCAAUCUUCACUUGGAUGAUGACUCGCAAGACAGCACUGGCGAGCAUUCCAAAAAGGCCUUCGACGACCACAAAAGCCCGGGAUCCGUGUCUCACGGAGACGACGACAGUAACAUGUCGAUUGCUCAUGCCAAAAAGACGACGCUUCAUGCGAACAGAUCGAACAUGGAAUCUCGUCCUGAUCAUGGGACGAAGUGCUCGGAUUCCGCGGCGCGACAACUCGCCAUUGAAAUCGACGCUCUAUCAAGCUUUGACGGGCCUAGCAAUAACUCCGUGUCAACCUCCACCAAUGCAAUCUCCUCCACAGCCACAGCUUCAAGGACGACCACAAAACUCCCCUCGUUUUCCAGUUUCAUGAGUGGGAACAAUAGCCCCAAAGACUCGCACUUAACGGUCAUGGCGAGUGCUGUACCCCAAGGGCUUAUAUCGUCUCAAGAAGUGGUCUCGUCGCCUGUGCCUCUCUUAGACGACGAUCAAGAACAAUUAGCCAACGCAAUACAAGCUGUGUUUUCAAGCACCAACACCCAAGGGAGCUUGAUGGAUCCCGCUCAAGACGAUCAACACCACCACCAUCACCAACAACAACAACAACUUAAAUCUCACGUGAACUCACCGUUUCAAAGUGGCCCAGCCAGUGUGAGCUCUCAUCACAUGAGUAGUGUGAUGUCCAAUCCCGGCACGCCUUUGGUCGAGCGAAGACACAGUGUCGACAUCAUUCAGGGUCAAUCUAGCUUACAUCAUUCGGUUCAGAAUUCACCCGCUCCGUCAUUAGGAGGCCCUCACACUCCGGUCUCUCAAACGGGACACCUGAUGACCGGAACAGAAGUAGUUUCCACAGCAAGUGUGCCCGCCACUGUUCCCACUGGCCUGGACUUUUGUGGACCUCUCAAUCUAGAUGAAAUCCAUUUGGACGACCACCCCAUCGAUUAUCAUCCGCAGUCCGCAGACGUGCCCGAGUUGUCCGUGUCCAAUGGCCAGCACAUGAAUUCCCAAAACUCCUUGACCGAUGCUACACCCACCUCGUUUUCAGAUCACCAUAGCAAUCACACCCAUCACAAUCAUCAAAGCGAUAUCAUGGAGCAUUUGAGCCACCAAAACCCGACCCGAGUUGAAAGUGCGGGGAUCGAGUCCCCGAGUGUGUCCCAUUUUUCCAACCCGCCAAGCGUAGCUAGUGCCCACCAAUUGGAUAGCCACCUAACGCCAAUGGUUUCUGCCCCUCCUAGUGUUGCCAGUCAUCAUGGUCCGUUAAGUGUAGCCAGUCAUCACGGCCCACUAAGUGUGGCGAGUCAUCACGGGCCACCGAGUGUAGCGAGUAUCCACGAUAAUCAUCAUUUGGAACAUCAGCCUAUGUCCAUGUUGGAUCUGCCUCAUUCACCCUAUUUGGAUCACCGACAAGUCCACUCUGUGCCCCCUUCUUGUUCACACGUUUCAGGCCCUCCAAGUGUAGAUAUGCGAAUGAUCUCAAAUCCAGCCAGCAUCAGUGACCACCAUCCCCUUAAUAACGGCAGUAUGCCCAACUCGCCUUUGAGCGAGGUGCUCAGUGAAGCCGAACAAUUCCACACCAACGCUAUUAGUCAGUCAAACAGUCGGAGGAACAGUGUGAGCUCGGGAAUCAAUGUGGGGACAGUGAGCUCCACUGAAGCCCUCUAUAGUGCAAAUGCAUCGUCGUGCGCCAACAGUGCGGCCAAUGAGAGUUUCCAGUUCAAUCCCGAACUCAACGUCUCUACUACUCUUGACAUUCCAAUCGCCAAUGCAUCUAAUAAUCCUUCUGUUUCCACGGCUACCACUGCCACGCAAUAUGUUUGCUCAUCCUCGGAACAUAUUGUUGAUAUGGAUCCCAAUGGCCAUGAGAUACCUCUAAUCGAACCCAAACCCACCCAAGGAGAAGACACUAAUCUUUAUAUCAAUUCCAAUUCCAAGUCAGAUAAAUUGGAUCCUCAAGCUUCGCUCCCUUCUGAGUCUAGCCUCUUCGAGUCCAAUGAAGUUUGCUCCACAGCGUCCUUGCUGGAGCCUCAACUUACCAACACGUCAAUUGCGAAUCCAGGUUUGAAAUCAGACACCAUGGUGGUCUUCACCUCAGAUAAAGUAAGCAGCCAAAAGGCUGCCGACGAUUUGCUAAACACGUCCUCUUCAUCAUCGAAUCACAAUUUUCUCUCAGAACUCGAGAGUGUCUUUAACGACAAUUCCAACUUCUCGUUCAGUUCGGCGUUGAAUACCGAGUCGGACAACAUGAAAGCGGCGGACAAGUUUCUCGAAUCUAUUCCUCCCAGUUCCAUUAUGGUGAACAAACCGCCAACCACGGCGGAAAACGACAUUUUCUCUGCUGUUCCUAGUUCAUCCCAUUUCUUAUCUUCUGUUCAUGAAGACGCUAAUUCUAAUCCGAGCUUUCCCGUAUCUUCCGUGUCUGGAGAUGACCCCAAUUGUGUGGGAUCCGCCACAGAUUCUCUUUCGAAGCUCUUCGAUGAGAUGACCCACCCAGAAUCGAAAUCCAUGGAUUGUUCUUCGAGAGCAAACGAGGCCAAUUCGUUUCUUCAGGAUGCCCCUUAGCAAAUGUACUGAAGUUCUGACGUGCAAAAAAUUGAUCCCUCGUUCUUCUGUUGUACCUGAAACUUAUAUAGCCUAUCUAUGAUAUAGUGGUUUCUAUGCAUUGUGUAACACCUUAUAUAGAUUCAAUAAAUAGGAAAGAAAAAGUAAUGACGUGCUUAGUUUGUUGGCGUCUGUGCUAAUGGAACACUAUUUGGAAAAGAUAACGGGACUAAUGGGAAAUUUUGGAGGCGUAAUUCUCAGUUCAAGGGCAGUAUGCGGAUCUGCAAGGUUGUCCUUUUGGCAGUUGGUCUCUUUUCCUUCGCAUUCCAAGCGCAUUGUGUGGAACUUGACAAUCUCUGUGAAGAGUUCUUGCAAGUUUCUAAUUGGGAAGAUAUUGUCGCUUUAUUGGAAAACAAAAUGGCCAUCGGCGAUUCGGAUAUGCUCCGCAUUGGAAGAUACUUGAACUCGACCGACCUACAGGCUAUUAUUGAUCACAUGUGGGAGCAACAGGAAUUUGAGCAGUUCUACAAAUGGAUUCUUGACAAUGGGUUGAAUCCACAACCCUUUUAUGACUGGAUAGAUGAUCUGAUUCACAUAGAGAUCAAUUCGACAACGAAUGGAGCCUCGGGGAUCGGUGAAAAAAUAGAGGAUAUAUCGUUACACUUAAAGAUGUCUCGCCAAGACUUUGUUGGUCGUUCGCUAAGGUCGUUGUACGAAGAAAUCAAGGCUAUUGUUCCUCUUCACGACAUCUUGACAUGGUUGAUAGGGCAUUGCAUCGACGACCAGGAUAUGAUCGACUUAAUGGACAAACUCCAGGAGAGAGACACGAAGAAGGUCAUGGAUCAUCUUUACAAUUCCACCGAAUUCCAAGACCUUCGAUGCACGCUUCUAGAGGAAGGAUUCAAAAUUCGAGAGUACGAAAUUGGAGUUUGCGGAUUCAUCGGCUGGGGCGAUUGCAAUUAUUUCGAAUGUUAAUAUCAGCUUGUUUAUAUUUCUUUCAAUAAAGUUUGGACAAGUCGGUUGCCAUCUAAGAUGGCAUUUUCGUGACCUCUCACCAAGUCACAGAUGGAUUUGUCUUUGGAGAUUUCCACGAUUUUG
This is a messenger RNA of Tigriopus californicus, 6619 nucleotides long. RefSeq lists its product as uncharacterized. The record is from RefSeq and is a predicted model, not a curated record. NCBI's taxonomy places the organism in Eukaryota, Metazoa, Arthropoda, Copepoda, Harpacticoida, Harpacticidae.